Messenger RNA from Caenorhabditis angaria, 6007 nucleotides. The record is from the annotation of a GenBank genome assembly. Lineage: Eukaryota; Metazoa; Nematoda; Chromadorea; Rhabditida; Rhabditidae.
AUGGACAAUACCACGCUUCCGCUUGUCAAAAUUAUUCCACCGAUUCAACAGCCAACAGGUAUUGAUUUUUCACCCAAAAAAUACUGAAAUUCCAGAUUUUUUUGCAGAUUCUGAUCUACUUUUGAUAUUUUUUCACAUUUUAUUCAUGACUUUUGGAAUUUGCGGAAAUAUCAGUCAAAUUUCGAUUCAGAUUUAUCAUCGAAGAUUUCGGCGAAAAUCGCCGGUUCAGAUUUUGCUUGCCAUUUUUUUCUUUUCUUAAUGCUUUUGUGAGUUUUUGGAACCGAAAAAACACAUUUUCAAAAAUCCCUAAAUUUUUACGUUUCAAAAAUUUGAUGAAUUUUGAUUUCAAAAACUGUUUCUAGUUACUCAAAUCAAAUUCUUUGUACGCAAAUCUGACCUACAGUAUCCCAAAUCUCGCUCCAAAACCAAUUUCCAGAUUUCCUUGGGCGCUCCAUAUGUGGUGCUGGAAAUCCUCUCAAAACAAUGGUCAUUUUCUCGUGCCACGUGUCAAUUCUCCGAAAUCACAGGUCAAAUUGGGCGAACUUUGGUGCCCUACACAAUUUCAGCAAUUUUCUUGGCUACGGUAGGUUUUGUUAGCGUCAAAUUUUUUAAUAAAAAUUUUUGAAAAAUUUUCAGGGUUUUCCCGAAAUUUUUGCAAUUUUGCCCGGAUUUUUGAUGAGCGUUUUGGUCUUGGUAUUGCUCAUAUUAUUGCGUGUUGGUGAAAGUGCGCAGGUAAUUUUUUCACGAGAAAAAAGUUGAAAUUUAAAAAUUCAAAAAUUUUUCAGUUGGAAAGUCAUUUAUUGGGUCAAGCAAUUCGUGCCAACAACAAUACCAUAAUGUUUGAAAUAUUCCAAUGUACCGUACCUUUUCGCGCUCAAAUCUACACUCCGGGUCUAGCAGCGAUCAUCGAACUGGUUGUCCCUUUAAUAAUCAUUGUCUUCUCUGCGUCUCUCCUCAUUUUUCAUCAGCGAAAAAUCAUGACGUCAAAAAUUCUGCUACUAAUUUAUAUUUCCCAUUUUACAACCAAUGUUUGGUGGUAUUUUUUGGUUGGUGGCGAGACACAUUGGAUUACGGUAGUUGUUAAUUUGCUACCGUAUGUGAAUUGUGGUAUGACGUGGAUUUUGGGGGCGAAGUUUGGCGAGGUUUGGUGGAGUUUUGAGUGCCGAUCAAGUACACUCGAAGAAGAUUUGCUGCCGAAUUCAAGCCGACCUACACGGUGUUCAACGCGUUCAAUUCGUUCUAUGCCUUUUGAAUGAAUUUUUCUCUCUUUUUUUUGAUUUUGAAAAUAAGCUUCCUAUGUAGCAUUUUGUAGCUCUUGAAAUUCUCUAUAGAACGAGCUACACCACUCGGUACUACAGUGCUCCACAAAAUGAUACGGUCAACAUGAAAAAUUCCAAAAAAUCGAAAAUCCGGAAAGCAUUAAAUUUUCAUAUUCAUGGGGCUAAAAUGGGCUCAAAAAGUUCAAUUAUUGGUCCAAAAACAAAAUUGAAAUUCCUGGUGAAAAAAAUGAGAAAAUCGAAAAAUCUCAUUUUUAGGUUUUUUCCAAUCCACAAAAUGAUACGGUCAACCAUAAUUUUUCUUAAAUUUUCCAGUUUUUCGGUUAGAUUUCAAUGUGAUUAAGUUUGAAAUGGUGAAUUUCGGUGAUUUUAAAAGUUCGGUGUGAAAAUUAGCAUACCUAGCUAGGUCACGAGGUCCAAAAAGGACCAAAUCAGGAAAACGUCUUUCAGAGUUCCAAAAUCUAGCAAAUUUUGAAACAUUUCCAGGGUAUGUCGACUAAUUCGCCAGAAAAGGGUUAAAUUUAGCCUUUCUGAACUUCAUUGACAAUUUUCCUUCCAGAAUUCAGUGAAAAUUGUGAAAAAAUCGAUAAUUUUAUUACGUCGAAUUAAUGAAAAAGGCAAAUUUUCGAACUUUCCCAAGGAAAUGAAGAUCCCAUGGCACGAGAUGUUAAAGUUUAUCCAUCGGACACUUCGGAACAUUCAUCAGGUAUGUCCACUGACACAUGAUAACCCAAAAAAUUGAAGAAAAUCCACUUUGGAACCUACCAUAAUGUACUUAACUUAUCUUCGAUGACGAGAUCAGGCGAGUAAUGAAGUCAAAAAUCGAUUUAUGCAUUUGAAAAAAAGUUUUAAGGCUUGUGGUUUUUUGAAAUCGUGUUUUAAUCAACAAAACUGACUGCUACCACUUGUUCCGUUGAUCAACCACUUUUUUUGAAAAUUUAAAAAUGUUGAAAUUCAAGUACGACGUUUUCCUGAUGCUGUUUCUUCAAUUUUUUGGGUUAUCAUGUGUCAGUGGACAUACCUGAUGAAUGUUCCGAAGUGUCCGAUGGAUAAACUUUAACAUCUCGUGCCAUGGGAUCUUCAUUUCCUUGGGAAAGUUCGAAAAUUUGCUUUUUUCAUUAAGUCGACGUAAUAAAAUUAUCGAUUUUUUCACAAUUUUCACUGAAUUCUGGAAGGAAAAUUGUCAAUGAAGUUCAGAAAGGCUAAAUUUAACCCUUUUCUGGCGAAUUAGUCGACAUAACCUGGAAAUGUUUCAAAAUUUGCUAGAUUUUGGAACUCUGAAAGACGUUUUCCUGAUUUGGUCCUUUUUGGACCUCGUGACCUAGCUAGGUAUGCUAAUUUUCACACCGAACUUUUAAAAUCACCGAAAUUCACCAUUUCAAACUAAAUCACAUUGAAAUCUAACCGAAAAACUGGAAAAUUUAAGAAAAAUUAUGGUUGACCGUAUCAUUUUGUGGAUUGGAAAAAACCUAAAAAUGAGAUUUUUCGAUUUUCUCAUUUUUUCACCAGGAAUUUCAAUUUUGUUUUUGGACCAAUAAUUGAACUUUUUGAGCCCAUUUUAGCCCCAUGAAUAUGAAAAUUUAAUGCUUUCCGGAUUUUCGAUUUUUUGGAAUUUUUCAUGUUGACCGUAUCAUUUUGUGGAGCACUGUAGAUCUAGAGAUUUUUUGGAUAAUUUCAGCUCACAGUGUCCCGAACGCGUAUUGCGCCAGCACUCCACACUCCACACACUCUCUCGUUUUCUCUCUAUCUCUCAUCCGUCUCUUCAACAAAGCGCACUCUCUCAUCUUUUUUUGCGCUUUUGUUUUCUUGCUGAAAAAUGCUGGAAAUGUUAUUUUUGUAACUAAAUCGAAUAUGGAGAAGACAGAGGAAGAAAAAUUGAAGCUAUUCCAAGUUGUUUCAUGAAAAAUGGUUGAGAAUGAAAUGAACAAGAGCUCUUCAAAAAAUACCUUGUGCAAAAACAUCAUUUUUGACCCAGGAAAGCUGAUAAAAUCUAGUUUACUGCUUCCAAAACAUUGAAAUAGGACUCCUCGAGUAUGUGGAAUCAAUAAUAAUUCAAAAUUAUGCCGUUUUUGUUAUUUUCUUUUCCAUCGAAAUUCGCCCAAAAUUGAACAAAAAACCAGAUUUCAGAAGUUUAUUUUGAUCAAAUGAUUCUUAAAACACCUUGAAAGUAUUCUAAUUUACAUAUUUAUCAUGAAACAAGUGCCGAAUCACAUUUUUCCUUCAUAAAAUUUGAAUUGUUUUUCUUCAAAAGAUAUUAACUAACUUAUUUUGAAUCCAAUCUUCACAUUUUUUAUAUCAAAACGUUCCUCUCAUUAUUCUCCAGAACAUAUAGCUCAGUUUGGGAGUUUUCAUGCAAGUAUAACUGAAUUCUAAUCGUUUCAAGAAAAAACCUAGUGUUAAAUUUUCAAAAAACCGACAAACAGGCUUGUGCGCUCUACCGUACAUGCACGAAAAAUAUUUUUUAAAUGCGCACAACUUUUCUCUGGCUACGCGUUGGGGGCACUGUGCAGCUUUUGUUUGAAAAUUUAUUGCCGGCCUAGAAAUCCAAUGGCCCCGCCUUGGCUUCCUAGGCCACAUUAUUUUUUAUUUUUGUUUUUUUUUCGGGAAAAACUGGGGUUCGGGGUUUUUUUCCUUGUGAGAAAAAGCUGGAAAUUGAAGUUUCACGUGGAUUUCACAAAGUUUGAAUUUUCCUGCAAGAAGAAGGAUUUCCGGUGAGAAUUUUUGAUCGUUGAUCAAGAAAAUCUCUAUUUUUCUUUUACUUCUCUAUUUCCACCCACUUUUUCAAUCUCGGCAACCAAGUUUUGUUGUUUUUGAGGGAUUUCGCGAAAAAAUGAGUCAUUUUUUUCAAUUUUAAAGUUCAAAAUUGCGAAAAUCAGAUUUUCGGGAUAUAAAAACGGAUGUUCUUUUCAUGUUUUUCUUAUAAGAUAUUAAAAAAAGCAAAGAAAACACGGGGUGAGUCAUUCAUGUAUCAAAUUUCUUUUUUCGCGAAGCCAACUGUUUUUCCGGCUUCGAAGAAUGUGAUUUUCCCGUCAAAAAUCCCAUUUUUACCACAUUUUUAAGUACGUCAUAACCCAAUUUUUUACACACAAAAAAUUAAGCCUUUAUGUAAAACGUGUUUUCAUCAUUUCAUUUUCAAAUUAUUAUAAUACACAAAAUGAUUCACCCUGUUGUUUUCUCUGCGUCUCUCAAAGGUCUGCACUCUCUCGUAUCUCGUCAGGUUGAACACUUUUCAUCAUUUUCGACAAAUUGAACAUUUUUCCGUUUUUUUUCUCGGUCUCUCCAUUUUGCAUACUCUCUAAUUUUCAGAUGUUGGCGAAUUUUGUGAUUUUCGCCGCGAUUUUGGGUGCGACACAAUGUCGCUUUGCGAAUCGCUCAAUCGAGGAGACAAAUUGGAGCGAUGAGGCCGAAAUUCGCGAGAGACUUGGCGAAAUUUCCCGCGAAAAAUUCGCACAUCACUAUCACUACAAUUCGCUGGAGACGAAUCGAAUUCAAAAGCGCCGAGUGAAACGCGACGGUGGAAUCGUGUCGGGACCAAUUGCCACCGCUUUGGUGACUGGAAUGAUUGGAAUGACGGCGAAGACUGUCAACGAUUUGACGAAUUUCAAUCCGCGAAUUUCGGAGGGCGGUUGCGAGUGGUUUGGAACUGCGCCGCUUUGCAAUUUUCCGUGUCCGGCGGAUUAUGAUUUCAUUCGAAUGCAUAAUGGAAGGUUCGUAUACGGAUGUGAGCCGCAAGAUUCCGCGUCAGCUGUGUGGUACCUUUGCGACCUUGCGAAAAUGAUGAAUCCUGUAAUAAAUGCAAGAUUCAUGAUUUUGGCAGGUCGCGGAGAUGCGGAAGCUAUUCCCGAAUUUUUCCUUUCCGCGAGUAUCCGGAAGCUUGCGGCCUUGUGAAUUCCCCUUUGCGACUCUGCGAAAAUGAUGAAUCCUGUAAUAAAUGCAAGAUUCAUGAUUUUGGCAAGUCGCGGAGAUGCGGAAGCUAUGCCCGAGUUUUCCGCAAGCAUCCGGAAGCUUUCGGCCUUGUAAAUUUCCCUUUGCGACUUUGCGAAAAUGAUGAAUCCUGUAAUGAAUGCAAGACUCAUGAUUUUGGCAAGUCGCGGAGAUGCGGAAGCUAUGCCCAAAUUUUUCAAACCGCCAAAAAUUUCCAGAUGUUCUACCUGGUGGAUGUCCGGCUUCUGCUCCCCCGAUCCAAGUUUCGGCAAACCGUGCACCACAAUUUUCGGCGAUUAUUUCAGCAAACGAUUUUGCUGUAAAUCGGACCCAUCAGAAUGCACAUGGUCCGGAAGAUGGAUGGGUGCAAAUACGGCUCAUAAUAUUUAUUGUCGUUAUGAUAAUGUGGGCAAAUGUGGAAUGAUUGAUUGCUCAAUUAAUCAUUUUAAUAUGAAGGUGAGGUUUGGGAUGAUUUUGGAGCAAUUUAGAGCAUUUUUUAGCCAAAAACCCCCCGAAUUUCAGGCCCAAAAUUCGUCAAAAAUCACCGGCGAACGUUGCGAUCAAUUGGAAUUGUUUGGGCUUCGCGGAAAAGCGACUUGCGGAUAUAUUGCAUGGUUUAAUGAGAACGGCGAUGUUGUGAAUAGUUGGUAUAAGACCAGGUAGUUUUUUAGGGUCUUAUUUUUUUUUUAAAUUUUCGAUUUGUAACUGAUCUUGUCAUUUUUUGCUCUGAUGGUUGGGAAAAACGCAAAUUCCCCCCAUUUUUUUCAAUUUGUAAAUAGUUACUGUCAUUUUUUUCUAGACGAUAG